AUGGCCGCCGGCAUCCUGGUGGACUUCCCCUCCAUGGGGUCCGCCAGCUUCUUCCCCAGCCUCGAGUCCCUCCUCCGCGACUCCACGUCCCGCUUCCUCGCCGCCGUCUCCGCCGCCCCCGACCCGGACCUCACCAACUUCCGCUCCCUCUUCUCCCGUGUCCUCACCACCUACCCGGACCCUCCCCUCGAGGCCGUCUGGUUCUUCUCCGCGCUCACCUUCCACGACGCCCCCGACGACCUCCGCUCCAUUCUCCACCUCCUCUCCGCCUUCACUGCCUCCUCCCCUGCCGCCGCCAAGCCCCUUGCGCUCCUCGCCCCCGUCGUCUCCGAACUCUUCCACUCCGCCAAGCCCCGCAGGGAGAUUGAGGCGCUCGUCGAGGCUGUCCUCAGCUACAUCAGUAUCUGCAGCAGCCGCCCCGCUGGCGGCGAGGUCAACGCCGACGCUGGGAGGCUCUUGCCAGGUUUCGGGGAGCUGGUCAAGGUGUGGAGCGUGCGCAACUCGAGGGACAGGUGCCCGUUCCAGGUCCUUUUCCCGCUAGUCGGGGAAGAGGCCAGGCGGGAGCUCAUGAAGGACGGCUGCACUGUCACUUUCCUCGCCGGUGUGGUGGUGGCGGAGGCCUUCCUGCUCAGGCUCUGCCUCAAGGUGCAGGGUGUGGCUGGGGUGCCACGUUCUGAGCUGCAGAAGGAGCUAAGGAUCUGGGCGGUUAGCUCUAUCUCGGUCUUCCAGAACCAGCAAUUCUUCGGAGUCCUGCUGAACAUGCUUGUAAACCCUCCGCUGCCUGUUUAUUCACUACUGAGUGCUGAUGAUGAGAUCUUGGUGAGAGAUGUCCUUUAUGAUGCUUUGAUCUUGGUGGAUUAUUCAUUCCUCAAUGGAGCUGAAGUUGAUCAAGCUGAUAGUUCCCUUUUGCCUAUUUUUGUGUCAAGAUUGGUUAUAACUCUUGAUGCCAUCAAUGAUGCCAGGGCCAAAGGAGAUCAAGGGAGAGCAAUGUCGUUUAUCAACGCCUUCUCAACUUCAAAUAUUCCCGUUUACCUGGCUAGGUGGGCUGCUCGUCAAGCUGGCACCAGAAUGGCUGGCACUGACCAACUCGGCAAACCAGUUGCUAUCACACCUCAAGCUUUUCUGAAGUGGCUUGUAGAUCUUGAAGACAAGGGGCUCACAGUGUUUGGAGAGAACUGUUCAAGGAUCAGGGAGAGGCUGAUGCAUGAUGAUGCCAAGAAUGACUAUCACUAUCAGAGCAGGAUGGGUCACUCAGACGCUGGCCUUUUCUUCAUUGACAAGCAGAGUCACCAGGAGGGUAUGCACACAGAAGGUGGGGAGGAUGAAGAAGCCGUGGAGAUGGAGACAGCUGAUAAUGCUUUCAUGGCUGCCGCUCAGUCCAUGAAGGUGACGGCGAACGGCAUAAGGAAAAGGAAGGAUUGUGGAAAUGAAGACGCAGCAGUUGUGAAGUUUGUGAAGUACAAGGCUGAAGAUAGCUCGGUUAAGGAUUACUUCUCGUCUGCUGCUACCAAUGGCAUGAGCAGUGGUAGCGAGGUGGAGAAUCCACAGUCUGAUGAUGAGAUGGAAGAAACAGCUUGA
This is a messenger RNA of Triticum turgidum subsp. durum (durum wheat), 1578 nucleotides long. The record is from the annotation of a GenBank genome assembly. NCBI's taxonomy places the organism in Eukaryota, Viridiplantae, Streptophyta, Magnoliopsida, Poales, Poaceae.